This is a messenger RNA of Lactuca sativa (garden lettuce), 1484 nucleotides long. The record is from RefSeq and is a predicted model, not a curated record. Lineage: Eukaryota; Viridiplantae; Streptophyta; Magnoliopsida; Asterales; Asteraceae.
UCGUCCACUGGGAUUCAAGAUUCCAUUCAACUCCCCAAUCAUCGUCCCCUAAUCUUCUUUGAUUUCCUCGAAAAUCCCCCAUUUCUUGACAAAAUAAGCUGCUAAUUGCAGAGAAAAAAUGGAUAAAAGGGCCCUCGUGGCCCUACUUUCUUCCCUAAUAUCGGAGCUCCUCCUCCUCCUCUUCGUCAUCUCCCCUCCCUCCGGCGACUCAUUUUCUUCUCCGUCCAAUUCCCUUUCCCCGCUCAUCACCCACCUACUAUCCUUUUCAAAUACCGCCGCCACCCUCUCCCUUCUAUCACACAAACGGAAGCGAUCCCAAUCCCCGGAACCCGGUGUCACCGCCGACGAAAUCAGCCAUCUAACCAAACUCGGUCGUCGGUUCGUCGGCGCCCAUUCAGCCAUACCAAGAAACCCCGACUCCUUCAAACUCUGUUUCAAAAUGACUGCUUCAACAUUCGAGUGGCUCUCAGCCCUCCUCGAACCGCUGCUCGAGUGCCGUGACCCAGUCAACUCUCCCCUGAAUCUCCCCGUCGAAACCCGCCUCGGUAUCGGACUUUACCGGCUAGCCACCGGUUCCGAUUACUCCGAUAUUUCACAACGGUUUAAAGUUUCAGAAUCUGUAGCGAAAUUCUGCGUCAAGCAAUUCUGCCGAGUCUUAUGCACCAAUUUUCGUUUCUGGGUCGGAUUCCCAACCCCAAACGAACUCGAACCAAUCACUGAAUCAUUCGAAACCCUAACAGGUUUGCCCAAUUGCUGUGGAGUUAUACAUUGUACACGAUUCAACAUUCUCAAGCCUGAAUCCAUGGAGGAAGUUCCAUUAUCUGCUCAAAUCGUCGUCGAUACGUCAUCGAAGAUUCUCAGCAUUGUCGCCGGCAUCAAUGGAAAAAAGGGUAAUCAACUCGUUCUCAAGUCAUCAACUUUAUACCAAGACAUCGAAUCAAACAACUUGUUGAACUCUCCACCUAUAGAUAUAAACGGUGUAUCUAUACCUCAAUACUUAAUCGGUGAUAAAAGCUAUCCUUUUCUUCCAUGGCUAAUGGUUCCAUUUCAUCAACCCGUGAUGAAUUCAUACGAAGAGAACUUUAAUUCUGCACAUAAUGUAAUGCUUGCAUCUGGGUUUAGAACGAUUGAUAGUUUAAAGAAAUGGGGUGUUUUGAGUAAACCAAUUAAGGAAGAGAUCAAGACUAUGGUGGCUUACAUAGGUGCUUGUUCAAUUCUUCAUAAUGCGUUGCUUAUGAGGGAAGAUUACUCUUCUUUAUCUGGGAAAUCUGAUGAAUAUUUGCAAUAUGAUGACAGUUCUCAGUAUCAUGGAGAUGUUAGUUUUGUGGAUAAUUCAAUUGACCAAAAGGCUUUUGAAAUUAGAAGUGCAUUGGCUACAAGAGCAAGGAGAUGCUAACUUUGGGCAGCAUUCAUGAUUUUGGGAUAGACGGGGAUGCAAGAUUGUAUUUAUGAAGAUUAAACUAUUGUUGCUCUUGUUGAUGACA